Messenger RNA from Jaculus jaculus (lesser Egyptian jerboa), 930 nucleotides. Its product is annotated as olfactory receptor 8J3-like. Bases 1 to 930 code for a protein of 309 amino acids. NCBI's taxonomy places the organism in Eukaryota, Metazoa, Chordata, Mammalia, Rodentia, Dipodidae. Gene Ontology annotation, molecular function: olfactory receptor activity; G protein-coupled receptor activity; odorant binding. The record is from RefSeq and is a predicted model, not a curated record. The transcript has a single exon. Gene Ontology annotation, cellular component: membrane. Gene Ontology annotation, biological process: sensory perception of smell; G protein-coupled receptor signaling pathway.
AUGGCUGCUGGGAACCUCACACAGGUCACCGAGUUCAUUCUCAUGGGAUUUUCAGACCAUCCAGAGCUGCAGGUCCCCCUGUUCAUGGUUUUCCUGGUCAUCUAUGUGCUGACGGCCACAGGGAACCUGGGCAUCAUCACCCUCACCACUGUGGACUCUCGACUCCACACUCCCAUGUACUUCUUCCUCCGACAUCUGGCUGUCAUCAACCUUGGCAACUCCACUGUCAUUGCCCCUAAGAUGCUCGUCAACUUCUUAGUAAGUAGGAAAACCACCUCUUAUUAUGAAUGUGCCACUCAGCUGGGGGGAUUCUUGGUUUUCAUUGUAGCGGAGAUCUUCAUGUUGGCUGUGAUGGCCUAUGACCGCUACGUGGCCAUCUGCAACCCUCUGCUCUACAUGGUUGUGGUGCCUCGACGGGUCUGCCUUCUGCUGGUGUCCCUCACAUAUCUACAUGGCUUUUUUACAGCAAUUGUUGUUACACCUUGUGUAUUUUCUGUGUCUUACUGCUCUAAUAAUAUCAUUAACCAUUUUUACUGUGAUAAUGUCCCAUUGUUAGCAUUGUCAUGUUCUGAUACCCACCUUCCAGAAACAGUAGUCUUUAUCUUCUCUGGGUCAAACUUGUUUUUCUCCAUGAUUAUUGUUAUUAUAUCCUACUUCAACAUUGUCCUUGCCAUUUUGAGGAUACGUUCAUCAGAAGGAAGAAAAAAAGCCUUUUCCACCUGUGCUUCCCACAUGAUGACUGUCACCGUGUUCUAUAGCACACUUCUCUUCAUGUACUUACAACCCAGGACCAACCACUCCCUGGACACCGACAAGAUGGCUUCUGUCUUCUACACCCUGGUGAUACCAAUGCUGAACCCUGUCAUCUACAGCUUGCGGAACAAGGAUGUAAAGGAAGCUUUGAAAAGAUUUCUGAAUCAUCCGUGGUAG